Carassius auratus (goldfish) is the source of this 2571-nucleotide messenger RNA. RefSeq names its product A kinase (PRKA) anchor protein 8-like (gene akap8l). The transcript is spliced from 13 exons. Gene Ontology annotation, molecular function: DNA binding. Gene Ontology annotation, cellular component: nucleus. Bases 107 to 2152 code for a protein of 681 amino acids. Lineage: Eukaryota; Metazoa; Chordata; Actinopteri; Cypriniformes; Cyprinidae. The record is from RefSeq and is a predicted model, not a curated record.
CGUCAAUCAUUUAGUCACGCCUCUCUGUGGGCGGAGUUACUGCGGCCUGAUAGCGGCGUGAGCGCGCCUCGCACACAGUCACAGCUACACGGAGUACUGCUGCGGGAUGGAUCGAGGAUAUUCUUCAGGUUUCUCUGGCUGGGGAGGAUCAGGUGGAGGAGGAUCAUCCAGAGGCUCGGGAGGUUAUGACCUGUACGGAUAUAAAGACUCCAUGUCCAGCGGCGGGUUCGGAGGAGGUGGGUAUGGAUCCAGCGAUCGCAUGAAGAGAGGACUCUCUGGAGGAUCUCUGCUGUCCUCCAGCGGCUCCAACGCAGACGACGUCAUCGCCAAGAUCAACCAGCGGCUGGACAUGCUGACGCAGCUGGAGGGGGGCAUGAAGAGCGGCUCUCGUGGAGACAGGUUUGCCCAAUACGAGUCUUUCGACUCGCGCUCCACCUCCCUCGGCCCCCGAGAUCUCUACAGAUCUGGUAGCUUUGGUCUCAGCGACUCCCGCGGCGACAUGAUGGCCCAGCGCGGAAGCGUGGGCUUUGGGGGCAUGGGCGGAGCAGGAGGGGGCGGCGGCUUUGACGGCUCUGCCUUUGGAUCUGGCAAAAUGCGGCUGACUCGAGACUCCUCCUUCUCGGGCUCCGGCUGGGGGGCGGGGCAGAGAUCCCCUCGCAGGAACCGAUCAUCUGGGGGGCGUGGCUUCGGCCGCAGGCAGGACUCCUCCUCCGCUGGCAUGGGGGGAGGAAGUGGGCGGGGUGGAGGCCACCAAGGCCACUCCCCCGCGGGGCGAGGAAAGCUGCCCUCACUCCUGGGCAAUCGCAUGUACCCCGACAGCGGGGCCUUCCAGCCUCAGCGCGGGCCCCAGGACUUCCCUGCGCGGAACUUCGGAGGGGGCCCGAGGGCCAACCGGCAGCACGGCCGCAAGAGACCCCAGAACCGACAAGUGAAAGCUCAGCGUGAUGGACAGAAGAAGAGGAAACAGACUCUGAGUGCCUCUGACGAGCCCGAGUCCAAGAUGGGCAGAACUGAAACCGCAGGACAAGCGGCAGCCACCGAUGCUUCAGCAGGAGAACAGACGCAGGAGUCAGAGGAAGCCACCGCCGCCGCUACUGACUCCAAAACAGAAGAUGGAGGAGAAGGUGCUGCAACAUCCAAUCAGGACGAGAGUGCCAAGGGAAAGGGAAAGAAGACUCCGCCCUCCGCGGCCAAAGUCAGGAAGAGGAGAGGCUUCUUUGAAAGGUCAGGGGUCAAACUAUCAGCACACAGGAUGACGUUCGCCUGCUCCGUCUGUAAGUUCCGCUCCUUCUACAGCGAGGACAUGGCCACUCAUCUGGAGAGCAAGUUCCACAAGGACCACUUCAAGUUCCUGUCCAAUCAGCUGUCCAAGCCCACCACAGACUUCCUGCAGGAAUAUCUGAAUAAUAAGUACAAGAAGACGGAGCAGCGAGUGAGUCAGAUGGACAACCACAGCAGCGUCAUCUGUCAGGUGUUCAAAGAGCAGGAUCUGACGCGAGAUCUCGGCAUGGAGCACUUCAUGAAGAAGGUGGAGGCGGCUCAUUGCUCAGCGUGUGACGUCUUCAUCCCCAUGCAAUACACGCUGAUCCAGAAGCACCUCAAGUCACCUGACCACAACUACAACCGCAAGGGCAUGAUGGAGCAGUCCAAGAGGGCGAGUCUGUCCGUGGCACGCAGCAUCCUCAACCACAAGGUCAUCGGGAAGAAGCUGGAGAGCUACCUGAAGGGUGAUGGUAACCAGGAUGACCAGGAUCUCGAGGACUCUAUGGUAAUGGAGGUUUCCGAGGCCGACCUCACCAAUGAAAGCCUGAAUGAGAUCAAACAGGAAGAGGAGGGGCCUCCGGUGGAGGGGGCGGAGCCUGUUGCUGAAGCUUUAGGAAAUGGGGAGAAGCAUGAAGAGGAGGCGAAGAUGGAGACAGGUGGAGCAGCAGAGGAGGGUGGUGAGGGUCUGGAGGGUGCAGAGGGUGUGGAUGAGGGCGAAGAGGUGUGGAGGGUCUUGAGGGUGCGGAGGAGGGUCUUGAGGGUGUGGAGGGUGCGGAUGAGGGAGAGGAGGGUGUUGAGGGUGUGGAAGUGGGUGAGGAGGAGGCGGCUGAGCAUGGCAUUGAUCCAGAUGCAGAAGCGGGGGGAUGCUGACGCUGUAGCAGCAGAGUAAUCGUUAACGAAACCGCUGAUUGGUGUCUAUUUGAAGAAUCACUUCUACAUCCUAAACCUUUGAACUUUAUAUGAAAGCUGUCCCUGGAUCAGGGCAGAAAUGCAGCCUGAGGACCAAUCAGAAUAAAGCCCGCCUUGUGUUCGUCCAAUCACAGGAUUGCUCCGCCCCUCUACGCCUGUGUGUUUGGUCUGUUUAGAUACAUGCAUCAUAUGACUGUUGAGGUGCCUCUUGAGAUGAUUUCAGUUCGUCACGUCUUUACACGCUGAAGUAAAACAUUUAAUUUUCUUCUGAUUUUUUUGUUUUUUUUGUUUCUAGUUUCAUGGAUGUUGCCCUGUAGGGCAGAGAUGAAAUGAUUUAAUUUUGCAGUUUCCACUCGUUGUUUUUCUCUUUUGUUGAGGAAAUAAAUGUUUGUAAAGUCA